Molecule: messenger RNA, 1707 nt
Organism: Tetrahymena thermophila SB210
Lineage: Eukaryota; Ciliophora; Oligohymenophorea; Hymenostomatida; Tetrahymenidae
Exons: 1
Source: RefSeq, a predicted model, not a curated record
CAUACAUCUUAUUUAUUAAAAACAAAGUAGGAACUACACGAAUAUAAAAAUUAACAAAAAACAGAGUUUCCUCUAAUUAUAUAAUAGAAUAUGUUUCCCACUGCAAUUGAUAUCUAACAAAUUCCAUAAGAUAGUCACAGGUCAGCAUUAUCAACUAUAUAAUAAAAAUAUGAAAAAAUUAUUUCAAACCGAACUCCUAGUAAGAGAUUAGAUAAUGAUUCCCCAGCUGCAAUAUCAAGCACAUCAGCUUCUAAAAGUACAUUCAGUGUGAUGCACAAUUAAAAUUAAUUGCAUUCGUAAAGACCGAAAGUUAUAUUUCAUCACAUACAUGAGACAGAUUACACUUUAGAAAGCCAUUUAAAAAAUAUUAUAAAACCAAAGCCUGAAAAUACUGAAAAAAUCAGAGAAGCUUAGAUUAAAAAAGAAAUGGUUUAAUACUUAUAAAAUACUAAAUUGGAAUCUCCUUUAAAAAGUAAAUCAGUAAAAGACAAAUUCUUUUCAAAAUAAUCAAGACAGAAAAGAUCUGAAGAGCGUUAAGAGACAUAUUAAAAGACAUUAUAAAGAUUGUUUAGAUCUUAAAUGAACACAAGCUGUUCUACAAAAUACUCUAAAAGUGCAAAUACUUAUACCACAUUAAAAAGUGACUCAGUUAUGGUUCCAGAUGACUAGCAAACAUAAUUACAUCUUUCCUAAUUUAGCUGUAUAACACCAAAAAAGACAUUAUUUAAUGAACAUGUUGAUUAUUGGGAUUAUGAUGGAUUCUAUGAUUAAUUUUAAUACAAUUAAUCAAGUAUGAAAAGAAGUAUUUUAAGAUAAAGAUAAAACCCUUCAGAUAGUUAAAUGAAUAACACAUCAUAUUUGAAAGAUAAAAAGAUUAGAAAUGGUAGUGUAAUAGCCUAAAAGCAACAAUAAAUAAAUGUUCUAAAGUUAGCAAGACCAGUAUCUAAUGAAGCUUAAAUUUUAAGAUAACACAUCAUGCACCCUAAAAUAGACCACAUAUUAGAGAAAUAUAAUUUUAGUAAAGCUGCUCCUUCUAAAAAAGGAGCUUUAAAUGAGUCACAACUAGCAAAAAAUAUAGAUUUAAAUGAUCUCUCAUAAAAAUUUUUGAAAAGUUAAUUAAGUUAGCAAGAAUAAAGCGAAUACAGGGGAAGAUUAAAAAGUAAAGUACACAAACUAGUCAGAAAAGAGAAUGAUAUUUAUUCACCUCAUAAAGUUCCAGAUUAUUAAAAUUUCAAGUAGGAUUUCUAUGAGCUAAACUGCAAUAAUAUAAAAAAGGCAUUUAAUAACUUUAAAGAAUACUAAACCAAAGAAUUUGAUACUUUCUACAACGUUAAAGCUAAGAACCCUUAUUUAAAAGUGUAUUGUGAUGGGCAGUAAAAGUUAGUCAAUAUGUAUUUAGAAUAGACUGAUUUGGAAGAGAGAAUUUUCUAUUAAUAUGACCACGAUCCAUUUAUAAAUGAUCCUAAAACAUACGAAAUCUUUGAUAUAGUAGGUCGUUCUUAUAUGAAAUAAGUUCCACCACAUCCUUUCUAGCAUAAAAGAAGAUAUGCUAAAAACGAAUAGCAGUUGGAAAGGGAAUUAAAUAAAACACAGUAAGUGUAUCAGCAGAUUAUUAAAGAAAAUACUGAUAAAAGUGAUUAAACAAUAGAAUUAAGUAGUCCUUAAUCACCACUCUCACUUCGAGCUUAUAGUAGCUUUGUAAAUUGA